GCGAGCCGGAAGCCUGUCUCUCGGGAGUUGGUGUUUGCUAUUGUUACCGGAGGGAGGUGCGGCGCUGAGGCUGCAUUUGUUACCUGAGCGUCAAGGGACCGGCAGUUCACCCCUUUCUGUGCUGGCUGGAAUUGCUUGUGUUUGUCCCUAGUCAUUGCUCAUGUAAUGCACUCCCUUAACCAGGAAAUUAAAGCAUUCUCCCGGAAUAAUCUCAGGAAGCAAUGCACCAGGGUGACAACGCUUACUGGAAAGAAAAUAAUAGAAACAUGGAAAGAUGCCAGAAUUCAUGUUGUGGAAGAAGUAGAGCCGAGCGGUGGGGGUGCUUGUGGUUAUGUGCAGGAUCUUAGCUUGGACCUGCAGGUUGGCAUUAUUAAGCCAUGGUUGCUCCUGGGCUCACAAGAUGCUGCUCAUGAUCUGGAUACACUGAAAAAGCACAAGGUGACUCAUAUUCUCAAUGUUGCAUAUGGAGUUGAAAAUGCCUUCCUCAGUGACUUUAUAUAUAAAAACAUUUCUAUCCUGGAUCUGCCUGAAACCAAUAUCCUGUCUUAUUUUCCAGAAUGUUUCGAAUUUAUUGAACAAGCAAAAAUGAAGGAUGGAGUGGUUCUUGUUCAUUGUAAUGCAGGGGUUUCCAGGGCAGCUGCAAUCGUAAUAGGCUUCUUGAUGAAUUCUGAAGAAAUCUCAUUUAACAGUGCUUUUUCUUUGGUGAAAAAUGCAAGGCCUUCCAUAUGUCCAAAUGCUGGUUUCAUGGAGCAGCUUCGCACAUAUCAAGAGGGCAAAGAAAGCAAUGAGUGUGACAAAAUACAGGAAUUAGAAGGGGACAACAGUUCAUGAGUUACACUAGUAGAUGAUGGACAAAUAAUGUCUGAGUUGGCCUCUAUAACCACCUUUCCCCUUUUUUUAUAGAGUAUAGUAAUAAAAACUUCCUUUUUCUUGUUUUUUUUUUUUUUUUCCCAAGUGAAAAUGGAGUCAGUUGAUUGUCCUGAGAUAGUCUAUAAAUAAUUUUUACAAUUAUAUUACUUUCUUUGAUAUUAUAAUGUGUGAUUAAAUGCUUCUUUGAUUUGCUAAGGGAGAAAAACAGUGUAUUCCCAAAAGUGAUUAUGUAGAAGAAAAAAUGUUUAAAUUUAAAAUCUAUGUUAGAACAUGGAAAGCUUAAAUCAGUUGAUUAAGAUGUUUGGUACUUUUCUAUUCCAGCAACUGUAUCCGUGAAGGAAAGAACUUGAAAUGCUACUUGACUUACCAUUUCAGAGGGAGAUAAAUUUCUUUGUAAAUAAUUGAAGAUUAAAAACCAAUACUUUAAACUUUCCAAGAGAGGUAACCAAAAUGUGAAGGUUUAUACAAUAUUUAUGUAGUGAUUACAAUAUUCACAAAGUUUUUAUCUCCUUUUAUGAAAAUGUACUCACUUUUCAUUUUGAUUUUUAAAUUUAAUUAUACUCCCUGGAUUUAUAUUUUAAGUUCUUGUGUAGAUUCUUCUCCAUGACAUUAUUAUGAGCUUAUGGUGCUUUAAUUAGGUGAAGCUAGUCUCUAACACUGUCUGCUUUUUAUCCUGGGCUCCUAGCAUUGUGUUUUUAGGUCCCAUGGCAUAAUUUUAUGAUCUUCUUGGAUCUGUGGAAAAAUAUUUUAUACUGAAUGAUUGUUUUUUAGAUAUGACUUGUUAAAUGAUCUGUUUUUAAGUUCAAUAUUCUAUUAGAGAACAUAUUUUUAAGGAAAGAAGGGUUAUGGUUUUGUAAGGAAUUUUAAAUACAUUGUUGGAAAGUCUAAAAUUAUUUACAAUUUAUCUCUGGCCAGAGGAUUUGAAUAGUUUCUUUUUAAAAUAUUAAGUCUUCAGGGGAAUGGUCUGGGCAGAGGGGGGAAAAGGGGGAAAAAUUGGGACAACUAUAACAGCAUAAAAAAUAAUAAAAAAAUAAAAUAAAUAAAAAUAAAUGAAAUAUUAAGUCUCCAUAUUGGCAAGGCUGAACUCUAUAAAUUUGCUUAAAGGUAUUUUUUGACUUAUUCAAAAUAAAGUGCACUUAAAAUUAAUAUAAUAAUUAUGAUAGGAUUUAUUUAAUAGCUUUCAAGUAACCUUUUAUGACUUAGAAAGUAUUGUUGCCAUUUAGAUAUUAUUAAGAAAGUCAGCUCUUCUUAAAUACAUAAUCUAGUGUAUUCCUAUAUGUAAGAAAGUACACACUGAGUGCAUCUGUGUAUUUGAGGAAGCAGGCUUUCUUAUGCUGUCAGGG
This is a messenger RNA of Phyllostomus discolor (pale spear-nosed bat), 2213 nucleotides long. It is a transcript of the gene DUSP19, whose product is annotated as dual specificity phosphatase 19. The transcript is spliced from 4 exons. The coding region runs from base 166 to 831 and encodes 221 amino acids. Gene Ontology annotation, biological process: protein dephosphorylation; regulation of MAP kinase activity. Gene Ontology annotation, molecular function: JUN kinase phosphatase activity. Gene Ontology annotation, cellular component: cytoplasm. NCBI's taxonomy places the organism in Eukaryota, Metazoa, Chordata, Mammalia, Chiroptera, Phyllostomidae. The record is from RefSeq and is a predicted model, not a curated record.